This is a messenger RNA of Podospora pseudocomata, 1083 nucleotides long. RefSeq lists its product as uncharacterized. Lineage: Eukaryota; Fungi; Ascomycota; Sordariomycetes; Sordariales; Podosporaceae. The transcript has a single exon. The record is from RefSeq and is a predicted model, not a curated record. Gene Ontology annotation, molecular function: protein binding. The coding region runs from base 1 to 1083 and encodes 360 amino acids.
AUGCCCAGAGUCGCAGACCGAAAAUCCUGGCGAAAGCCAGCAGCUCCUCCAGUGGAAGCUCCCCAAACCCCGCCAGAAGCAGCGCCAAGAUCCCACUAUCACACCUCGCAACACCACGGCCACCAUCACGACCCCGACCCAGCACUCGAUGUGGAACUCGUUGAUCACACCGAGAGGCUGCCACUUCGCUCGAAGCGCACUCGUCGUCUAGAGGAGAAGCUUGCCAGAAAAAAACGGACCGCGACCACCCCACUAUGCUUGGAGGAUAUGCCGUUUGAGAUCCUCGACGCCAUCCUUUUGUGCUGUCAACCUCGCGAUCUUUUCGCCAUGUCACGUGUCUCAAAGGGCUACCGAGAUUUCAUCAAACAAGAAGGAUCCCGAAUCGCCAAAUCCAUCAUCGAGCGGCGAUAUCCCUGUUUGGCAGCUUGUUUUCUUCGGCCUGUCCUUUUGGAAAACAUUCAAGACUUGGGAGUCCGCAGGCACAUGGGACAUCCGAAAGUGACGAGCAGAGUCAAAGGUCACAUGUUUCACCACAUACCCACAAUCCGAGGCGAGCUUGUCUGCAGCUGUCCGACAUGCUAUCAUCGUUGGAACGCUCUUGGGCUGCUGGUCGACUUUGCACACUGGCAGGACUUUCUAGAUAAAGGCGAAGCAAUUCCACGCAUAGCAUUCGGGCGGCGUCCGGUGUGGAACAAGGUAUUGCUAAACCGAAACAUGCAGGUUGUUCUGAAGGGCAUCCGCGAUCCUCUUUGGUAUGCUCGCAUCCUCGAAAAGCACCUGGAGUCGACUACGCGCGCCAUCCGACGCCAGGUGCUCAACAAGAGCAACAAGCGCCAGCAUUAUCGACUCACUGACCAAGACCUACAAGAAGGAACCGACCACUUUCUCGAAGCCGAGGGGCCGCCUACCAUCGACUAUCCCUUCCACAGAGACAGUUACUACAUGCUCGAAGCCUACCUGCCCAAUCGCUCCUGGAUUGAUGGGAAAUGGGUCUAUCUACCAGCCAGCCUUCACGAGAGAGACGUCGCUGGUCUGAUCAACAGUCUAUUUCCUGUACCUGGCAAAGAAGAAGCAGAAGGGUAG